AUGCACAAGCUGUUUGCACCCAGACAGUCCCUUCGGCCAACAGAAGUAGAGCAUUCUAUUCUUGAAGACCUACGGAACCGUGUACAGUUGAGUAGUAUCGCGCUGCCUUCAGUCAGCUUCUAUACGUUUAUUAACACGCAUAAUGGUUUGAACUGUUCAUCAAUAUCUGCAGAUGGAUCCAUGGUUGCUGGUGGAUUUUCUGACUCAUCACUGAAGGACUGGGACAUGGCAAAGCUUGGUCAACAAACUGGCAGUUAUGAAACUUUAUCCCGUUCAUUUUUUCAUGCUUUCAUUGAUUCUUUCUUUGCAGAAACAACCUCUUCACAUGCGGAGGGUGAGGAUUCGGCUUCAGGUGAACAUAAGCUUGGACCACAUGAUGGGAGAAGAUCUUGUACAUUAUUUCAAGGUCAUUCUGGACCUGUUUACUCGGCCACUUUUAGUCCAUUCGGGGAUUUUCUUCUGUCCUCUUCAUCAGAUUCAACAAUUCGAUUGUGGAGCACUAAAUUAAAUGCCAAUCUUGUCUGCUACAAGGGUCAUAAUUACCCUGUAUGGGAUGUUAAGUUUAGUCCAGUAGGACAUUAUUUUGCCAGCUCAUCACAUGACCGAACGGCAAGGAUUUGGUCUAUGGACAGAAUACAGCCUUUAAGAAUAAUGGCAGGGCACUUGUCUGACGUUGAC
Ilex paraguariensis (yerba mate) is the source of this 678-nucleotide messenger RNA. Lineage: Eukaryota; Viridiplantae; Streptophyta; Magnoliopsida; Aquifoliales; Aquifoliaceae. The record is from the annotation of a GenBank genome assembly.